Messenger RNA from Lutzomyia longipalpis, 3934 nucleotides. It is a transcript of the gene Tsp, whose product is annotated as cartilage oligomeric matrix protein. The transcript has 14 exons. The record is from RefSeq and is a predicted model, not a curated record. Bases 343 to 3588 code for a protein of 1081 amino acids. NCBI's taxonomy places the organism in Eukaryota, Metazoa, Arthropoda, Insecta, Diptera, Psychodidae. Gene Ontology annotation, molecular function: calcium ion binding. Gene Ontology annotation, cellular component: extracellular region. Gene Ontology annotation, biological process: cell adhesion.
AUCAGUGCACCGUUGGAUGUCACUGGGAUUGGUAGUGUAACGUCUUGGGUGAUCGCGAGAGGUGAUCUUAAACACACAUACCAAGUGCUUCGCGGCGUGCGCGCGAAUUUGCCUGCUGAUCCUCAUUUUUGAGGAAAAUUUCUCAGAUUCCUUAACCAGUGCCAGUGUUAGUGUGGGUGUGAGAAUUCCCCAAAGGAAUCCACCUAAAGUGAUCAUAUAAAUUUUUCGAGUGAUCCUCAGAGGUGUGAGAGUGCAGUGAUAUUUUUUUCUCAGAUUCCCAUCAAGUUUUUUGGGCGGUUGGUGUGCGACAAAGAGUUGAAACGAGGAGAUUGUCGAUGAAAGAUGAAGAACAUGGGUGCAAUUUGCCUCUCUGCGCUGCUACUCAUCUUUUUGUGCGACGGACUCCACGGUUUGUCGGUGGAUCCCGUUGCAUCAUCCGAUUUGGAGCAACACAUCAGAGAUGACUUUGUUAUCUCCAUUCGACACAUUAGACCACGCCGAAAGCUACAAAUUCCACUGGAGGCCCUCUUCCUGAUCGACUUCCCCGCCACGAAGCACAAGUUCAGCUUUUUCCUCGAUCGGAAGAAUAAACGCGUCACCGUCGACAUUACGUCCGGCAUGCGGUUCUACUCCAAACACUUUGCUGUACCAUCCCUCAAUGAGACCACAACUGUGCGAUCACUUGCCAUACUUUUCCAGAAGAACAAUGCAACACUUUACAUGGACUGCAAGAAGCAUUCUGAUCAGGAUUUGGAAGUCAACAUUUCGGAAUUGUACGCCUCCUCUGAGGAACCCAUCAUCAAGCUGUUUCGCGAAAGAAAGUACCCCCUUCACUUUGAUGGGAACAUCGAGAGCGCCUUGUUUAGGGCAAAUUGCCAGAAGGCAGCACACCGACGUGAAAAUAGACGUUACUUGAAUCUCAAGGAUGGACGUCUGCCGGAGAAGCGACAAAGGAAUCGCCACGGAAACAAUCAGAGGUACAUGCGCUUUGAAGCAGACAACCUAAUCAACGAUCAAGCUCCCCUGGACAAGAAUAAGAAGAGAGAUAUCCGAGAUUGGGAUGAUCGCUACAGAAAUCUCCCAACGGAGAGCACGGUUAAUGUUCAGAGACGCGGAGAUAUUCCAGUCCUUCAUGGUGAUUGCGAUGAUGCCAUGACGAAAGCUCUGUCCGAAUUGCUGGCCCUCGUGAAGCAACUGAGAGAUGAGGUUGGGCAACAGCGGAACGAAAUCGCUUAUUUGAGGCAAUUAAUUGAGAACUGUGCUGGAUGUCAACAUCGCCCGGAACCACUUAAGGAGACGUGUGAAUUAAAUAAUCCAUGCUUCCCUGGUGUCCAUUGUUACGAUUCAACAUCAGGAAUUCGGUGUGGACACUGCCCAAGGGGCUACAUUGGCGACGGCAAGCACUGCAAGCCGGGAUUAACGUGUGCCGAUAAGCCAUGCUACGGCGAUGUUCAAUGCUACGACACUGUGGAAGGAGCUCAGUGUGGACCGUGCCCAAGUGGCUAUGAGGGAGACGGACGAACGUGCACCCUCAAAGACUCCUGCACAGAUCAGUCUUGUGCCCCAGGGGUCAGGUGCUACCCUACGGACGUUCAUCCAUUCUACAGGUGUGGCCAAUGCCCUCAUGGGACAUCUGGGAAUGGAACAUACUGCUUUGAUAUUGAUGAGUGCGAUUUGAGACAACCGUGUGACCCAAAGGUUCGUUGUGUUAAUCUCAUGCCAGGAUUUGCAUGUGAUCCCUGCCCACCGGGAUUCCAUGGGCAUCACUCCCUUGGCAUACGAAUAACUCACUGGGAGCACUCAUUCCGUCGUCAGACAUGCCACGAUAUCGAUGAAUGCACCACAGGCACAGCUCAAUGUCCCUACAAUGCCCACUGUGUCAAUACAGAAGGAUCCUACACGUGCCAAUGCUCUCGUGGCUUCCAUCUCAACUCCACAUACGGAUGCAUCCCAUUGCCAGGAGUUUGUCCCGAUGGAACAGUUUGCGAUCGAAAUGCCGUCUGUCGCGCUAUUACGGAAUACUCCUUCACGUGUAAAUGUCGCGUUGGUUGGGCCGGAGACGGGUUCCAGUGUGCCCCGGAUAAGGAUCUGGAUGGAUGGCCUGACUACAAUCUCAACUGCACCAGCCCACGAUGCCAUAUGGACAAUUGUAUUUUCGUCCCGAAUUCCGGACAGGAAGAUGCCGACAGGGAUGGCAUAGGAGAUGUUUGUGAUCCAGAUGCUGACAAUGAUGGAAUACUCAACAAUCCCGAUAACUGCCCGCUAGUUUCAAAUCCCGAUCAGAGGGACACUGAGUUUGGGGGAGGAGAUAAACAAGGUGAUGCCUGUGACAAUUGUCCCACAAUUCGAAAUCCUGAUCAACUGGACACAGACAAUGAUGGAUUGGGUAAUGCUUGCGAUGAUGACAUCGACAAUGAUGGGCUACUCAACAGCCACGAUAACUGCCCAUUGAUUGCCAAUGAACGUCAGCUGGAUUCUGACGGAGAUGGAUUUGGCGACGUUUGCGAUAACUGUCCAUUCAUUCCGAAUCCAAGUCAGUCUGAUUCCGACAAUGAUCUCAUAGGAGAUGCCUGUGAUAGUGACAUUGAUCGCGAUCGAGACGGAAUACAGGAUUCUCAAGAUAAUUGUCCAAAGAUUGCAAAUUCUGAUCAACUAGACACAGAUGGAGAUGGCAGAGGUGACAUGUGCGACAAUGAUAUCGACAACGACGGGAUCCUAAACGAGAAGGACAACUGUCCCCUAGUCUACAAUCCUGAUCAAUUGGACAACAAUCGUGAUGGCGUUGGUGAUAUUUGUGAGGAUGACUACGAUCUGGACACUGUGCCUAAUUAUCUUGACAACUGCCCGAAUAAUUCAAAGAUCUACUCAACUGACUUCCGAACGUACCAAACUGUAGUUCUGGAUCCUGAAGGUGAUUCUCAAAUCGAUCCAAACUGGAUGAUCUACAACAAAGGUGCUGAGAUUGUUCAGACGCAGAAUAGUGAUCCUGGUCUAGCUGUUGGAUACGAUUCCUUCGGUGGUGUAGACUUUGAGGGAACCUUCUUUGUGGAUACUGAGAUCGACGAUGACUACGUGGGCUUCAUUUUCAGCUACCAGAGCAAUCACAAAUUCUACACGGUCAUGUGGAAGAAGAGCAUUCAAACCUACUGGCAGGCUACACCCUUCAGAGCAUCCGCUGAGCCGGGAAUACAAUUGAAACUCGUUGAUAGUACAACAGGUCCGGGACAGAUGUUGCGCAAUAGCUUAUGGCACACUGGCGACACCAAAGAUCAAGUGAGACUCCUCUGGAAGGAUCCUCGGAAUGUUGGAUGGAAGGAACGAACAGCCUACAGGUGGCUUUUGCUUCAUCGCCCCAAGAUUGGGCUUAUUCGUUUGAGGAUCUUUGAAGGGGAGGAAAUGGUAGCGGAUUCAGGGAAUGUUUUCGAUUCAACCCUCAAAGGAGGACGUCUGGGUGUCUUCUGUUUCUCUCAGGAAAUGAUUAUUUGGUCAGAUCUCGUUUACAGAUGCAACGAUAACAUCCCAGAGACAAUCUACAAUGAAUUGCCCAUUCGGCUGAGGCAGGAUGUGCAUGUGGACUACAGAAAUUAGCACUACAGGGUAGCAUGUUGGAUAAAAUCAUGCAAAAUGCAUUAAAAGCACGUCCCAAGAAAGAGUUGUAAAUGGUAGAGAUAAAGAUUGCAAAGAAGUUUUGCUCAAUAGAAAGGUUUUUUUUUCAUUAUAAAAACAAUUUUUUAAAAAAAUAAGAAUUUUAAUCUGUUAGAGAUCUCUUAGAUCCUUCAUGCUCCUGAUAAGAAAAUUUUAUCUUUUAUCAAAAAAGAUUUUCUAUUUUCAUGCCUUUAUCAACUCAACCUUUGGUUAUUCUAUACACACAAACACAAACCAAACUAAAUAUGUUGCGAAUUAUUUGCUAAUAAAUUACGAAAACGUUUCAAAA